CCAUGUUUGUCGUUCCUGACCGUGUUCCUGAUGCUGUGGUCGUGUCAUGCGGCGCGCGAUUUCCCUUGUGACUGAAUUAUGCGAGCCAUUGUAACAAGGACACGCUUCCAGGGAUUGUGUUCCGCUAUAGUCAAGAAACAAGAACGUGAUACAAUGUCAAGCAUGCCGAAAAUAAUACCAGUCAAGUCUCCUCUAAACUACGGGUCCAACGCAGCCGAAGAAGCAGCAUCUAUAUUGAAGGCGGGUGGAGUGAUCGCAGUGCCUACAGACACGAUCUACGGUGUUGCGGCACUCGCGCAACAUUCCGAAUCUGUCGCGCGGUUGUUCCAGUUGAAAAGGAGGGACGCCGGAAAACCUGUCGCAAUCUGCGUUCACGACGUUGCUGAAAUAUCGCAAUGGGCUGAAGUUUCAAUACCUGAGAACCUACUGCGCCAGCUUUUCCCGGGACCAGUAACGGCGGUGUUCUGUCGGACGUCUCGCCUCAAUCCUGCUUUGAAUCCAUUCACGAACCUAGUGGGCGUUCGAGUUCCGGACAGUGAUUUCAUCAGGCAGACGACGAAGCUCUGUGGUGGACCGCUGGCACUCACAAGCGCCAACGUCAGCUCUGAGAUGAGCACCCUUACCAUACAGGAAUUCCAAAGCCUGUGGCCAUUCCUAGAUGCUGUGUUCGAUGGAGGCGACUUGUCAGUGUCUGGAUUUCACAGGGAAGGGUCCACAGUCAUCGACUUCUCGUUGCCGGGCUGCUUCAGAAUUCUGCGAGAGGGCUGUGUACCACACCUGUGCAGAAGGCUACUGCAAGAAUCGCACCUGAAAGAAGUGCAGCACCUGUAGUGUAUGCAUCGGCUGUAGAUUCAUCUGGUCAAGUGUUCCUCAUCAACUGUACAUAAGACAUCUAUUAAUAAAGCUUAGUCUGUUGCCGCUUCAA
Rhipicephalus sanguineus (brown dog tick) is the source of this 925-nucleotide messenger RNA. It is a transcript of the gene Tcs1, whose product is annotated as threonylcarbamoyl-AMP synthase. Gene Ontology annotation, biological process: regulation of translational fidelity. The coding region runs from base 79 to 831 and encodes 250 amino acids. Gene Ontology annotation, cellular component: cytoplasm. Gene Ontology annotation, molecular function: nucleotidyltransferase activity; double-stranded RNA binding; tRNA binding. The transcript is spliced from 5 exons. Lineage: Eukaryota; Metazoa; Arthropoda; Arachnida; Ixodida; Ixodidae. The record is from RefSeq and is a predicted model, not a curated record.